CGAGUUGACGCCUUCGUGAUUUUGGCGAGCGUUUAUCUGUAUUUAACAUAUUUAUACAAUUAAUUUCUAAAAAUGACAGUAAGAGAAUUGUUUCAAUAUCACGUGAAUAUUACUUGGCGAGAUGGAUUGUGUGAUUUUUAACAUUUCUUAAAAAAAUAAAUGUAUGCGGCUUAUAAACACUAUCAAACAGAUAAACAAUAAUUAUUCUCGUUAAUAUUUUGUUUUAAACUUGUUUGAUAAAUUUUAUGACUGAUGACUUGGCUUCGAAAUAAAACUAUUAGUACUAUGAAUGUAAGAAGAUUAUUCAAAAGAACUAGACAAAAAGUAUUACUUUUUAUAUUGACAACAAUAUCUGGCAUACUAUUCUUGUGUACGGGCAUGGCGACAGUAUUUUUUUGGGGUCCGUCAGUCGACAUAUCAUGUUACCUUCUCUACAACAAUUAUUCUUUGCCAAUGUUAAGAGAAAAUGAAUCUUUACCAGUUAGAUCUAUAUUUUUUAUUGAACCAUCAUGUGUUAGUAAUUUGACAUCAAGACAAUCUUGUGCUAUUGAAUCAGCUGCUAAAUCGAACCCGAAUUGGCAGAUCAAUGUCAUAUUUUCAGGAAUGUCUUUUCAGACAGCACAUAAUCUCACACAGUUUAAGAAAUCGAAGAACAUAAAAUUCUGGAAAAUUAACAUCGAAGAAUUUACAAAGGAGACACUGUUUGAAGAAUUGGUAACUAGUGGUAUUUUGAAAAGAUGUCUGUGGGGCGUCGAACGGACGCAGGACGUAUUGAAAUAUUUAAUGUUACGAAAAUGGGGUGGAAUACAUAUUGACUUAGAUAUGAUUGUAGCGAGAUCUUUUGGAUCGUUAGCUAGGAAUUGGGCAACACGAGAAAAUGAGGAAGAAAUGGCUGAUGGGAUUAUUGGACUUUCCCAAGACAGAAUAGGAACACUUGUUGCUGAAUCUGCCAUACGAAAUAUCAAAUCAAAUUAUAAAAGCAGAAAUUGGUGUAAAACCCGACGUCUACAAGUAAUAAAUGGAAUUCUUCAAGGCCUAUGUUCGACGACCGAUACAAAAUUUAUGUCUUCAAUAACUUGCAAUGGUUUCGAAGUAUACGGAUCACAGUUCUUCUAUCCUAUUUUACAGAAGAGUUCCCGGGAUUUUUUUACACCCGGCGAAAUAAGAAACCAUAAUGCUUAUACUUACUACCUCGGGGGACAUGAUACUAAAGGGUACAAGGCGAAAAAAACUUCGCCUUUUACCAGAUUGGCAAAAAAAUAUUGUCCUAAAACUUAUGUCCUAUACAAAAAUCAAUUUGGCUCAUAAUAUGUAAAUGGAUUGAUAAUUUUUCUAACUAUUAUUAUAAAAUGACACUGAAUUAACGAGUUAAUAUAUAAGCUAGUACCAGAAAAGAUAUAAUCUAAGAUAAAAUGUACAUAAGCAUUUUCCUUCUGAAUAAAACAUUAA
Messenger RNA from Nymphalis io (European peacock), 1449 nucleotides. RefSeq names its product lactosylceramide 4-alpha-galactosyltransferase-like. The record is from RefSeq and is a predicted model, not a curated record. The coding region runs from base 253 to 1308 and encodes 351 amino acids. Gene Ontology annotation, molecular function: hexosyltransferase activity. The transcript has 3 exons. Gene Ontology annotation, biological process: glycosphingolipid biosynthetic process. NCBI's taxonomy places the organism in Eukaryota, Metazoa, Arthropoda, Insecta, Lepidoptera, Nymphalidae.